Messenger RNA from Parascedosporium putredinis, 1161 nucleotides. The record is from the annotation of a GenBank genome assembly. NCBI's taxonomy places the organism in Eukaryota, Fungi, Ascomycota, Sordariomycetes, Microascales, Microascaceae.
AUGACGACGACCUCUCUCUGCCUCCCCAUUAGUGCUGACAUAGAACGCGGGUUGGAAAAGGCGGAAGAACCCCCGGCGUCUCGAGCCACCCUACCUUCACGUGACAAAGAGCCCGGCACGAGAGAAGGCCUCCUGGACGGUCCGGAACCGGAAUGGCUCAAAUCCGAAGAAUCCAGCGGUCUCGGGCACCGCGGUGAGAUUGCCUACUGGUCCGGGGUCAACAUGGCGACUCAGUACCCCAGCGCCAUGUCGCUCGAGAGAUUGAUCAACAUCUCGUCCGGAUCAUCCGAACCCCAGCCGAGACCGCUUUCCCCGAACCUGCCGCGGGACAGCGAAGAGCAGCGGAGGCGUUCCCAGGCGGUCCACGAUGCCAUGCGCCUGAUACUCUUCCGCAUCAUACUCUACACUUCGGCGUGCUUCCUGAACGAGACCGGCCACAUGCCAAAGACGGCCGUCAUGGCACACAAGGGCAAAGCGAUUGCCAUGCUGAAUGGCCAACUACGCUCCCACAACUACCAGACGAGUGAUGCGGUUAUUGCGGGCGUAGUCCAGCUCAUCGUGGAUGAGUGGUACUGGGGCGAUACCGAUGAUCUGAGGGCACAUAUGAGAGGGCUGCGGGAGAUGAUUCGUAUACGGGGCCACGACAUUGGGAUUGCCCUUGCUCACGAGAUCCAGCCGUUUCUAGGGAAUGGCAUGGACUACGAUUAUUGCGACUUGACAGUCUUGCCUUUCCGCAUCGCCCACAACACUCCGCUCCUCCCCAACAUUCCAUCCUUCGCAACCUCGGCCGAUGCGCUCGGCUUACAUCCCACCACAGCAUCCAUCCUCGACGAUAUGCGCUUCCUGAUAAACGCCGUCAUGUCCCUUCCGGACCAUGCUUCGCCCGAAACGAAGAAGCGCUUCGAUUACGUAGAGAUUGCGUUCCAGACAAGCCUAGUCGAGCCCCAACAAGCUUCUCCCACUGGCAACUCGUUUGAAGACGAUCGCGCCAAUACCCGGAGUGACGCGGAUAGUAGCAGCUCCGGAAACAACCAGGAGCCCCGCCCCCGCCCCCGCCUCAACCCCAGCCACAAGCGCAACGGGUCGAUCCGACGAAACCUAAAACACAGGUACCCGGACCUGCUGCGGACUCUCCGGGCCCGGACUACAUGUAUCGGGUGA